AUGUCAAUCAUCAACAAUGUUCGAGGGCGACUCUCUGGAUCUCGGGCAAACGUAGAUCCACAUGAAUGGCGACUUCCGUCAUCUUACUCCACGACCUCUGCAUCAGGUAAUCGGGACAAAGGCACGACAGUCAUUCCCAACCCAACAAUCUUCAGAAAUGUCUUCGUACCUAGUGACCCCUCGCUUGGGUUAAUGGAGGCGAGCCUCGUCUACCCGGACAUAGGCCAUGCCGCACUGCACCUGGCCCUACUUGAAUGCUUCCGGAAGUUGAGGCUUACCGCGAGUAAACUGGACGUCGAGGUGGAACAGCUCGCAGCAUAUUCUGAGAAGCCACCCGUUGAUGCAGGCGCAGCAGCAACAGGGCACCACCAUGACGAUGAAGAUGCUACUGCUGCCUCGCCUACCCGACUACCGGAAUCCGAACGAUGGGAUUUACUACUCCGACUUGCCAUCACCCGCUUCACGGCCUGGUGGAUGAACGUCGACAGAGUCCUAUAUCAUGCCACGGCCUUUACUCACCACGCCGGAGACAAGUCUGCGGUACAGUUGACCAAGGACUACCUGCCUCCCUUGGACGUGCUUCUCGUCUGGUACGCCUUCAUGCUCGACUCCGAGAGUUAUCAGACAGCCAUGUCUUCCACUCGAGCACCUUCUUCUUCAUCAUCAAAGGUGGGAGACAUCUGCUUCCCAUGGCCCGCCAUACGCGACGUGCUAGACUUGAACACCAUGACCUUCACGCUCCCACGCGCCGCAGAGAACCUCUUCUCGACCUUGUCGACUCAAUCCGCGGACAUUUUCACAUACAUUGAAAGUCCCCCGGCAUACGUCGAAUGUCCCGAGUUACCCGUCAAGAUCGACCUCUUCGACCACGUCAAGCAACAGGAGAAAUUCAUGGACAUGGCCCACGAUCUCUUAUGGAUCCGCUCUCCCGCAUUGAAGGGUUCUCUGGAACGAGCCAGCGUCGAAUAUCUAGAACUCCAGCUCUCCUCUUCUUCGAUUGCUUACGACGACGUGCCGAUCCCUUUUGGUGUCGACUUGAUCUGGAGAACCCACAGGCUCUAUCCUCUGCAGUACCAACUGUUUCGCAAGGGGAUUACUUCUUCUUCGUCGUCUUCGUCAUCGUCGCUGUCGUCGAUGUUGUCUUGUACGGAUUCAAAGACACCACCUUCACCUCGAUGCAGCACCGACUCGCUAAGUAAUGGAUCUACGCGUCUCCCUUCAGAGUGCUUGUGCUGGACCUGUGAGCGCAUUCGUGACGAGAUAUCUUCUUUCAGCUAUGACAAGUCCGCGCCAGCGUCUGCUCCAGCUUACGACGUUUCUCUGAUCUCGUCGCUAUCCUCAGAACAGCUUUAUUCAAUACAGGAUGAUCUGGGGUUCUACAAGGCAGUCGAACGCGCACGGCGUCGUGGGCUAUCUCUUCCAACGCGACCGCCGACAGCGGCUGAGAAGGCAGCUGAGAAGAUGGCGGCGAAGAAGCAGGCCGAACUCGGUCGUCUCCCAGGCUUGAACGAGUACGUUGUCACUUUACCAAAUGGGAAGAAGAAGAUAAAGAGAGCGAAGCGUGUGAGUGCAACUUUUGGACUGAUUGUAUGA
Messenger RNA from Exophiala spinifera, 1593 nucleotides. RefSeq lists its product as uncharacterized. The coding region runs from base 1 to 1593 and encodes 530 amino acids. The transcript has a single exon. Lineage: Eukaryota; Fungi; Ascomycota; Eurotiomycetes; Chaetothyriales; Herpotrichiellaceae. The record is from RefSeq and is a predicted model, not a curated record.